CAUUUCAUCACUAACACUUCAAAACUACUAUCACCAAAACAUUCAAGCUAGAGUUAUUGAAAUCAUCAAUAUGGCACCUUCAUUGGCAAAUGCUGCUAACAUUAAUGCUGAUCUUGAAACCACUCCUGAAAUUGUAGAGAAGUGGUUCCACGACCACAUUCAGCAUCAUGCAAAACCAAAGCUGACCAAGCUCCAUUUCUUUGUCCAUGACAAUGUUACAGCUGAUAAGCCAACGUCUCUUCUUGUUGCUCCAGCCAACACUAACAAUAUAUCAUCCAUUACGUUUGGUUCAACCUACGCUAUGGAUGCUCCGAUCACUGUGGAUUCAGAUCCAAGUUCCAAACUCAUCGGUCGAGCUCAAGGCACAUUUACUUUUGUGGGUCAAGCUGAACCUGUACUGUCUAUGGCUAUCAACUUGGUGUUCACGGAAGGAGAUUACAAGGGAAGUUCUCUGAGCAUUCUAGGGAAUAACCCCAUAUCUCAUGACUUUAGAGAAAUGUCAAUAUUGGGAGGUACCGGAGUAUUUCGCUUAGCUCGUGGGAUUGCUACCGUGGAUACUGUUACUGUUGACAUCGCAAAGCUGAAUGACAUUCUUGAGUACCAUGCCAUCGUUCAACAUUACUGA
This is a messenger RNA of Oldenlandia corymbosa var. corymbosa, 625 nucleotides long. NCBI's taxonomy places the organism in Eukaryota, Viridiplantae, Streptophyta, Magnoliopsida, Gentianales, Rubiaceae. The record is from the annotation of a GenBank genome assembly.